AUGGGACUCCAUUCGCCUCGGUCCCCGGACGACCCUGUCGUCCAAGUCCUGCGGCGGAACAGCCGCGACAUGUGGAUGGAAUCAAUGCUGAAGGAAGAUUCACUUCUCCAUGAUGAGAAAGGGGAGGCUGUGAGUAGAGAAGUGGUUCACAGAGGUACACACGUGUCUACCCGCCCUGCAGACUCCCGCAAAGGCAAGAAACAGGAUGGUGGUGUAGUGGAGAAAUCCAGCGCCUUAGACGACUCAGCGAAAGUAGUGAAAGGCCAAAGUAAGGAGAUGAGGUAUUUUCACUCGAGUACUGUGGAUAGUUUAUCGUCCAUUGGAGACGUUAACAUAACGAAAGCACCAAGCUUUGGGUCGUCUGCGUCGAAUCAGGACGAGGUAGUGCGCGCCUUAAGGACGUGGAGUCGAGGCCAGUGGUCGCUGAACGCGCAGGACUCCAUUGAUGCUUCCAGUCCGUCGUCACCACAAAAUCCACCAAUAAGUCCGGUUCUGGACGAGGAAUGUGUCAAUGAUGUAAUCAAGGAAGAAGUGGAAAGUACCACGGGUUAUAGAGGUUCUUUGCGGCACCGGCGCUAG
Molecule: messenger RNA, 579 nt
Organism: Neospora caninum
Lineage: Eukaryota; Apicomplexa; Conoidasida; Eucoccidiorida; Sarcocystidae
Exons: 1
Coding region: 1-579 (192 amino acids)
Source: RefSeq, a predicted model, not a curated record